AUUCGCGACAAGCAUUUCCAGCAGGCCUAGAAGCCCGGGCUCGGUCGCAGCCCCUUUAGUUUUGCCGUUUAAUUUGUAUAUGUAUGUAUGGCCAACUAAAUUAUCAGGCUAAUACCAAUUUCACCCGUCUUUAAAAGUCAACAAAAACGCGUAACUCGGUAAAUAAUCACGUUUAGAAUAUAAAAUAGGAUUCGUUAGACUUAAUAAACUUCUGUUUUGUGACUGCUUUCCACAGUGUUGUGUGUUUGUCCUAUUAUUGAGGAAUUCCUACAUGGUUUCCAUAAUAUAGGUUCUUUGCUGACGUCUUGCUGACAACUGAAAACGCCACCACACAUCUCCGGAGAGACCCUCUACCAAAAACGCCCUCUUGACCUACCACUUAAAUACAUAAGUAAUUCGACUUCAAACAGGGCAAAAGAUAGCGUCAUUGUCAUCGUGGUGCACAGUGGCGUGCUGCAGGGAUGUGGAAAGAGAUCAGCUUACUGAAGGGAAGUCGAAGGACAGCGGAAGACGACAGGGCGACCAUUUGGACGGCAGGCGGCAAUGCGGUCUGUGUUCAUUGGUCGCCCGCGCCUUUCGCAGGGCUGUCUGUGGAGCAGUCAGUCGCAGAAGCAGUGACGACUCCUAUCGCAUACUAACAGGACAACCACAAGAUGAGGAAAAUGCUAUAUACAGAGAAUCGCAAGUCACACUUGACGUCGUUGAAGGCAAUGUUAAAUAUAUGCGAGCUUUAUCGGAAACUCCCACAAUGCAGCACGUUUUUUCCAAAGAAGACUGGGCUCUUCUGGAUGCCAUGACAACAGUGCCGGUCCCUGUUUGUCACGGUAAAUUUCUAACGAUGCACAAACGACGACGUAAAAAGCUUACUACCAGAUCUUUAUCACAAGAUCAUGCAAUACUUGAUGAUAUUCAUCACGGACAGGUCCAGAAAAUUCUCGACCGUUGUACUAAGUGGGCAUUUAAUGCCUUUACAUUGGAAACAGUUGCCGGUGGAAAAUCGCUGCCAGUUUUAUGUGUUCAUUUAUUUCAUUGGUAUGGAUUAUUAGACUACUUUCAUCUAGAAGUCGUACGAGUUUGGAAACUCUUUACACUGAUAGAGGAGGGAUAUCAUAGCACCAAUCCAUAUCACAAUUCAAUUCAUGCCACCGACGUAACUCAAGCAAUGCAUUGUUUUCUGCAAGAAACAAGGAUAAGGCGACAUAUAACACCUUUAGAAAUUAUGGCAUCAUUAAUAGGUGCUGUUGCUCAUGAUUUAGACCAUCCUGGAGUCAACCAACAUUUCUUAAUUUCUACUUCAAAUCACUUAGCGAUAUUGUAUCAAAAUAAAUCAGUUCUUGAAAAUCAUCACUGGAGGUCAGCAGUUGGUUGUCUCUUAGAAAGUGGAGUUGCUGAACAAUUGACCCCUUAUAGAUCAGAAUUGGAACAACAAAUUCGUGAUCUAAUAUUAGCAACGGAUAUCAAUAGACAAAACGAAUUCCUCACGCAAUUUAAAAAACAUUUAGACGAAGACACUUUGGAUUUGCGAGAGGCCCAUCAUAGACAGUUUAUUAUGCAAAUCGCUCUUAAGUGUGCAGAUAUUUCAAAUCCCACUCGUCCAUGGGACAUAUCUAAGAAGUGGAGCUCAAAGGUAUGCGAUGAAUUUUUCAGACAAGGUGAAUUUGAGAGAAAAUUGAAUCUUCCCGUUACAUCAAUUUGUGAUCAGCAAUCUACAUCAGUGGCGAAAAUACAAGUGGGUUUUUUUAAGAAUGUAGUUACACCACUGUUUGCUGAAUGGCAUAGAUUUAUGAGCAGUAGUCUUUCAACGCACAUGAUGAACAUCCUAGAUACUAACCGAAAACGUUGGGAAGCACAAGAAAAAGCCGAACAAGCGGAAGAAACACAAACGGAAUUGUCGGACGCCGAACCUGAAGUUGCCAGUGACGACGAAGAAGAACCACUGACAACAAAAUCUUCAACAAGUCGAUGUACACAAGAAUAUACAUCACAUGCGCCAAGGGAUAUUGGAAGACAAUCACUUACUGUUCCAACGUUGGAAUCAUUAGAAGUAAGAAGACAUUCUGUGCCAGUUAAUAUGGAACAUACACUGCCAAGACCAAUUUAUAGAAGAGAGAGCCUACCAACGGGUAAAGGUAUUCUAUUAAAUCGAACGCCCGUUAGCCCACAGACUGAAUCAAGAGCUUCCAGUGGCCUUAAAGAGGAAGAUGAAUUAUUACCAUAUGGAUCACAAUCUGAUGUGUCUUCUUCAAGUCCUCUAUAUUCAUCAGAACAACCAGAAAGGCCUUUAAGUGCUGAAAAUCUUUUACCAGAACCAACUAUAGCGUCCAUGACAAGUAGUACAGCUGUGAGCAGGCUCACUUCUAUUCUUCAAGGCAACGUCGUGGUACCAAAUAAACUUCUAACAAGACAGCAAACAUUUCCUCCUCCACAACCUUAUAUUAGAAUGAGAUACAUGUCUGCUACGGCAGAAAUGAGCACAUGUACAGAAAUCCCUAGUGAGGGUGGUAGUGGAUCGAGUUCUUCCCACAGUUCUCCUGAAAACAUAUCAAAUUUAAGUAAUAUACCACAAAAUAUUCCAACUAUAGCUGUUCUGAGCCCCAAUAAUAGUCGCUCGCCAGAUUUUCUACUAGCAGAUUUGUCUCCACCGGAUUCUAGCAAAAAUAAGUCUUCGUGUAGUUAUAAAAAAGAAACAGAUGUUAUUGAUAAGGAAAAAAAUGGAAAAAUGGUUGUCAUUUCAGAAGUCGGUCAAAAACGAGAAAAGGAAAACCUUGAUCCUAAAAGACUCGGAUCUGCGCAUUUAAAUAAACGGAGAGGUUCAGCACCUGUGAUGCCUACAGUACCAAAACCCGAUGAAAAAAUUUCGCCUGCCAGCAGAGGGCUAGUGGUGUCUGACACAGACUCUUUAAGAAGAGGAUCAGUGCCAAUUGAAGUUGCUCAAUAUCAUAUUAUCGAAAAGAAAAACCUCCAUCAGCUACAAUUUCCAAGACGAGGUUCUGCUCCUACCAAUAUAAUUUCCAUAUUUGGUGGAAAUGGCGAGAAAUUGGAGCAGCUCACCAGACAUACCAGUCUAAAUGGUAAAGCGGGAAGGCGAAAAAAAUUAAAAAGACGAAUCUCGGGUGGUCCGGAGACUUUUUGUCAAGCGGAUACAUUUUCUGAAGCAACAUCCCGUCUUUUUUUACUUCGCAAACCUGAGGAUACUGAAGCUCUGCUGGUUCAGCGAAGAGGAUCACUGCCUGUUGAAGUCUUGAGUUUUGGGCACUCCG
Messenger RNA from Diabrotica balteata, 3260 nucleotides. NCBI's taxonomy places the organism in Eukaryota, Metazoa, Arthropoda, Insecta, Coleoptera, Chrysomelidae. The record is from the annotation of a GenBank genome assembly.